Messenger RNA from Epinephelus lanceolatus (giant grouper), 2401 nucleotides. RefSeq names its product solute carrier family 34 member 1b (gene slc34a1b). Lineage: Eukaryota; Metazoa; Chordata; Actinopteri; Perciformes; Serranidae. Gene Ontology annotation, cellular component: vesicle; brush border; apical plasma membrane. Gene Ontology annotation, biological process: sodium-dependent phosphate transport; intracellular phosphate ion homeostasis. Gene Ontology annotation, molecular function: sodium:phosphate symporter activity. The record is from RefSeq and is a predicted model, not a curated record.
CACAACACCUGAGACUGUUUGAGGCAAGCAUCCAAGGUACCAUGUCCUCUCGAUCUAUAACUAUAGUGUCCUCUGGGCGGAGCACAGGACUCAACUGCAAUGGGGUGAGGAUGCAUGGCACUCAGCUCUCCUCACAGCCCAAGCUCCCGCAGGAGGAGGACAGGGAGUCUGGUCUCGGCUCCACCCUUGACCUCAGUAGCAGCUUCGAGUGUUCCAAGCAACAUACCAAUCAUGGCUCCAGCAAACCUUCGCUCAGGGAGGCAGACAUGCUCCCUAAAAAGAAAGACAGCUCUCUACAGACCACAGGAGGGAGUCCGCACAAGAUCAAGCAGCUCCUUAUCAAUCUAUCCAAGAUCCCUCUCCUCCUCAUCCUCCUUUUUCUCUUUGUAUGCUCUUUGGACACUCUGAGCUCUGCCUUCCAGUUAGCAGGGGGUAAAGUGGCUGGGGACAUUUUCCAGGACAAUGCGGUGCUGUCUAACCCUGUGGCAGGGUUGGUGGUGGGAAUCUUGGUUACUGUGCUAGUCCAGAGCUCAUCCACCUCCACCUCCAUUGUCGUCAGUCUCGUGGCCUCCGGAUUGCUAGAAGUGCGGUCAGCCGUUCCGAUCAUAAUGGGGUCCAAUAUUGGGACUUCAGUCACGAACACCAUAGUGGCAAUGAUGCAAGCAGCAGAGAGGAGCGAGUUCGAGCGUGCCUUCGCUGGGGCAACAAUCCACGACUGCUUCAACUGGCUGUCGGUGCUGGUUCUGCUGCCGCUGGAGGUGUUGAGUGGCUUCAUGGCUCGGCUGUCACACCUGCUGGUCACCAGCUUCAAGCUUCAACCGGGGGAGGAAGCACCUGAGCUGCUCAAGGUCAUCACAGAGCCAGUCACCAAGCUCAUCAUACAGCUGGACAAGUGUGUGAUCACAGGGAUCGCCAUGGGAAAUGAGGACAUGAGGAACAGGAGCCUGGUGAAAGAAUGGUGCCAGACUGACCUUGUUAUGCCCACUGAUAAUGUGAGCACUGCAAACUGUGGCCCCAGUCAUGACUUGUCCCAGUCAUCACUGAAGUGUAAGCAUUUGUUUGUGUCUUCCGGGCUGUCAGAUCUCACAGUGGGCCUGAUUCUACUGGCAGGCUCUCUGGCUGUCCUCUGUACCUGUCUGAUGCUUCUGGUCAAGCUGCUCAACUCUCUCCUUAAAGGCCAAGUCGCAAAGGUUAUCCAUAAAGUCAUCAACACAGACCUGCCAUAUCCAUGUGGGUGGCUGUCAGGGUACAUGGCCAUGUUUGUGGGUGCGGGGGUAACAUUUGUGGUCCAGAGUAGCUCUGUGUUUACUUCAGCCAUGACUCCCCUAAUAGGUAUCGGUGUGAUCAGUCUGGAGAGGGCCUAUCCUCUCACCCUUGGGUCCAACAUCGGCACCACUGCCACAGCCCUGCUGGCAGCCCUGGCCAGUCCUGGGAACAAGCUAGCAGCUGCCAUACAAAUUGCUCUGUGUCACCUCUUCUUCAACGUCCUUGGCAUUCUGCUGUGGUAUCCUCUUCCUGUCACGCGCCUGCCGAUAAGGAUGGCUCGAGUCCUGGGUGAGCGCACUGCCAAGUAUCGCUGGUUUGCAGUCUUGUACCUUCUCCUCUGCUUCUUGCUCCUGCCCUCGCUUGUGCUGGGCCUCUCGCUGGCAGGCUGGAGGGUGAUGGCAGGUGUUGGGGCUCCUUUCCUUGGUGUGACCGUCUUCAUCGCCAUGGUAAAUGUGAUGCAGACUCGUAGUCCUCACCACCUGCCUACUAAGCUCCAGAGCUGGGACUUCCUGCCCCAGUGGAUGCGCUCUCUCAAACCGCUCGACCGCCUCAUCACCAAGGGGACUGCAUGCUGCGGUUCUGCAUGUAAAGUGGGGCAGGGAGAAGAAGAGGAGCAUAUAUCGACACAGACGACAUCUGAUGACAUGCAGAAAGAGUCGGCACAGAGGAAGGCACAGCUGGCUUAUGACAACCUGGUCCUGGACUACCUGGACGAGAUCAGACCAGGUGUAAGGGUACUUAAAUUAAAAGGGUUAGAGAGGUGCAACAGCACUCCACUGUAGUCAGAGUGACAACUUUUAUGCUGAAUUUUUUGUCAACAUCAUAAUUUGGAAAUUAAGCCAGUUUUUAUCAUUAAUUAAUAAUUGGAAGACAGCCUGCCAAAGGCAGGUUAAAUAUCAUGAGUGCAGCAUGAAAUUUUCAUCCAUGUUUGAUUUUCGUCCAACUGAGCAAGCUCUGCCUAUUGAUGAAGAUCAUCUGAUAUGAUAAAAAGCCCCCAAAACAGUUACUGUAUGCACCUUGAGUUAACUUGUCACUUGUUGUCAAGAUCAAGAAUGAACUUUGAAAUUCAGUUGAUGAUGAACUGCAAACAGAUUAUGAGUCUGUAACUGCAUUAAAGGUACCUUGAGGAGCUUUU